AUGAUUCGCAGAGAAGUGAUUUCCUGCUUUGGGCUAGAGGAGCGGGAGGGAGGAGGAGGUCGCGAAGAAGUGCCUGGAGAUGAGAAGAUUGAAAAGCAGCUGGUCGGAGUUGGUGAUGAGGAAGGUUUGAAGAAGAUGAUAGACUCAGAAGAGGAGUCAGACAGUGACGAAGAAGAUCUCACCAAGAAACUAUUAAAUAACGAUGGUGAACGAAAGAAAGAACUACUGGAUAUUGAAGAGAGGGGUGAGCUUCGAUAA
Messenger RNA from Strongylus vulgaris, 258 nucleotides. The record is from the annotation of a GenBank genome assembly. Lineage: Eukaryota; Metazoa; Nematoda; Chromadorea; Rhabditida; Strongylidae.